AUAACCAACAGAUAGGAAAAGAUCGCUUGAAUGAAGUUGCCCGUAGUGCUGUAUCAUUUUUUCAGGUUCAUGGUUUGGCUUGUUAUAGAGACCCUCUAUUUUGUGUAUUUUAUCAAUAUACAUUUUGAAGGUAGAGAUUUGUGCAAAACAUUUCAUCGAAAUCUCGGUGGUGCAUGACAUUGGGAAACACAGUGGGAUUGAGGCUAUGGAAAACAAACGGCACGAGGAACCAGGAAUACUCUUUCCUGACGAUGACAAACUGCAUGUAGUAUCCCUUGACGACCCCUCAGGAGAGACUGGGAAUGGAAACUACAAUAUGCCGUCGAAACUCGACGGAGAGCCCGUGUCUCGUCAGGUGAUCCACGCUCCGCAGACACACAUCGUACACCCUCCCAAACCGAUUCGCUUUCCUUCUAGCGAUAGAGUCUUACUGGUAAUGACAGUUGUGGCCGUGAUAGUGGCUUUUAUCGCGUUGCUGAUCGGUGGAUUGGGUCUGUCUCGGAGGGGUGAUAUCUUUGUCAAUGUUUCGAGCGGGACUGGACCACUCACUUCACCCACACCAGUCAGUGGAGACUCCGCACUGAAUGAUGAACGUGUCUGGCUGUUUGCCAUUAGUGACUAUAACGUCAGGCUUGAGUAUCUCGAUCUUGCAAGUGGAGAGGUCCGUGGCUACAAUGUUGACAUCAUUAACGCAGUUUGCCGGAUAGCAAACAAACAGUGCAGUUUGGUGUGGGACGUGUAUGGGCGCUGCUGGGAGACCGUCGCUGGUGAAUCACCUAGGCCUGGAAUCGGACUUCAAGGCGGUUGGUAUGACGCAUGCACAGCGUGGCCUCAAACGUAUGCCAGGUCCCGUACCUUCAAGUUCACUGUGGAUAUGAGCAAGCAGGAUUUGGCUGUUUUUAUGAUUGCAUCGAGAGGUGACCUGGGUUCUUUCAACUGGCGUGAUCUAACGGGCAAGACUAUUGGCUUCCUUCAGUCGUACACAGAGGAUGCUACUUGCAUCACGAGGUUUCCCGAAAUAACGGGCCGCAAUCUGUCUCGUAAUCAAGUGAAGUAUUACGUGAAUGAGCAGGACCUUCUCACAGCUGUUAGCAAUGGAGAGGUGGACGCGGUCUUUGUGAAAGAAUUUUUGGGGAUAACCAAGUAUCUCCAGCUAGCCUCGGACAAGCUCAACCGAUGUACCAUCGGUGGUCAGGCCAUGAUGACGCGGAAGGAUAGUACUCUGGCGGACUGGUGGAAUCCUGCCUUUCAGACACUCCUGGACUCCCCCGAGUAUCUGCAGAUAUGUCAGGGACUUGAAGAUGAAAAUGUGCAUGGAUCUCAACCAGGACCAACCUUGUCAGAGCACUGCAUCGGUUUCUGAAUACUUCUCAGUACUGUCUACUGCUGUACAAACAAAACUUUCAAAAAUAUAUAGCUAGGCAAAACUCCUUAGCUUCCUAUCUCCUCUAAAUUUGUCCAGAACACCAAAGCUCAUUUCAAGCUGCUGCAUGCUAAUUGGAAUGAUAUUGCUCAACAGAUUUUCUUCCUAACCAAGCACAAGUCAGGCUAGAUAAAACUCGCAAACUGUUCACUACAUUGCUUUGCUAGAAACCCAUGUUGCUAAGCUAGCAUUUGUUUUCUGUUGGCUGUUCCUGCGCUUGAGCAGCCAAGGACAUUUGGCAUCAUGUGUUCAAAAAUUAUCUUCCAGAGAUGGGCUGUCUAGCCUUUAACAACACAUUAUCUUUAGCAACAUCUUUCCUCAAAACGAAAUCUAAUUUAUCAAAUAAUGAAAACAAGAACUUGAAUUCUCCAUUUUAAGCGAAGUAAGCGAAGUUUGUAAGCCAAGCGCAAGACCGUUAGCAGGUGGGCGCCCUCUCACCUUUAGUGUCCAAAGGUUAAGUCAGAACGACGCUCACUUUUAACGUACACAAUGUAAUCAUUAAUUAAUUAAAACCCUGGGACGCGGUAGGAAUUGUUUUGACGUGGUGGUGGGAACGGCCUCGCCAGAAGAGACCGUAUUAUUCCUCAGGUUUGCAGAGCCCUGCAUCCGUCUCAAAGGUAUAUAAAUGCCUCAGUGGUUGUCCCUUAGCCUCUACAGCUCUUAAUUAAAACCACCAAAAGUACAUCACAGUCCGGUGGGGAGCCCAUUUCCGAAGCUAUCCCGAUUGGGGGGGGGGGGCUCGCCACGCGCCAGCCAAGCCACACCACCAC
Messenger RNA from Acanthaster planci (crown-of-thorns starfish), 2193 nucleotides. RefSeq lists its product as uncharacterized. The record is from RefSeq and is a predicted model, not a curated record. NCBI's taxonomy places the organism in Eukaryota, Metazoa, Echinodermata, Asteroidea, Valvatida, Acanthasteridae.